This is a messenger RNA of Saprolegnia diclina VS20, 312 nucleotides long. RefSeq lists its product as hypothetical. Bases 1 to 312 code for a protein of 103 amino acids. The transcript is spliced from 2 exons. NCBI's taxonomy places the organism in Eukaryota, Oomycota, Saprolegniomycetes, Saprolegniales, Saprolegniaceae. The record is from RefSeq and is a predicted model, not a curated record.
AUGUUCGAGGUGAGCGCGCUGGUGCCGGGGCCGCUGCCGUUCCAGUCGUGGACGCCCGUCGUCGUCUCGCUCGACGGCCAGCCCCUGCGCGUCGACUACGGCGCCUCACACAAGCCGUUCGAUACCACCGGCUGCGCUGCUAGCGCCAUCGACCCGCCUUUCCUCGUCGAGAUUGUCUUUUCCAACAAGAAGAAACUCCUGCUCGACAUGGGCUCACGGUCGCUCCAGACGCAGCUCAUUCGGCUACUGACCGCUACGACAACCCGUCGCCAAAAAGGCGGACCUUCGGCCCUGCAACAUCUCGGUUGCUGA